Molecule: messenger RNA, 796 nt
Organism: Diospyros lotus (date-plum)
Lineage: Eukaryota; Viridiplantae; Streptophyta; Magnoliopsida; Ericales; Ebenaceae
Product: sm-like protein LSM7
Exons: 6
Coding region: 262-561 (99 amino acids)
Biological process (GO): mRNA splicing, via spliceosome; nuclear-transcribed mRNA catabolic process
Cellular component (GO): U6 snRNP; catalytic step 2 spliceosome; Lsm1-7-Pat1 complex
Molecular function (GO): RNA binding
Source: RefSeq, a predicted model, not a curated record
UUAUCUAGUUCCUUCCAAACACAGCCUCGAGUAUAAGGCUGUUCAGGUGUUUGCCCUGCAAUCUUCAAUUCAUUUGGGGACAUAGGCGGGAAAGAAGACAGAAAAUCAAGCAGCGGUAGGGCGCGCUCCUCAGUGCUCCUCCUUCCUGCCGCCGAACCACCAGCCAGACUGCAGUUGGAGCCUGCAAUUUCAAGAUUAGGUCGUGUUUGCGAGGCAAUUUUGCUUGGGGAUCGAACGAGAGGUUCCCUAACAGUUAGUAAAAUGUCCAAUAGGAAAGAGACUGUUCUGGAUUUGGCAAAGUUUGUUGACAAGGGUGUUCAAGUCAAGCUUACUGGUGGAAGACAAGUAACAGGGACCCUGAAAGGAUACGAUCAGUUGUUGAACCUCGUCUUGGAUGAAGCGAUAGAGUUCCUAAGAGAUCCGGAUGAUCCUCUGAAGACUACUGAUCAAACAAGGCGUCUUGGCUUAAUUGUGUGUCGGGGGACUGCAGUAAUGCUUGUAUCGCCAACUGAUGGAACAGAUGAGAUUGCUAAUCCUUUCCUCCAGCCAGAUGGGGCCUAGUUCUCUGGGGUUCUGUUUGUAAGCUCCCCUAACCCUGUUUUACCCUCGUUAUUGGUGAGCUUAUGAGAUCCUUUGAUUUGGAAUGAAUUUUUCGCUUUCUUGCGAACUUGAAUGGCGAUCUAUAUGACAUCAAAUAGUAGUAGAUUCUGUAUUAAAUUGCACGUUUCCCUUAAAUGAUCUGUUCUGAACUAGCAAAAUGGGAGAACGUGAGAUGAAUUUUUAAUUACUUAGCACU